Molecule: messenger RNA, 3063 nt
Organism: Hirsutella rhossiliensis
Lineage: Eukaryota; Fungi; Ascomycota; Sordariomycetes; Hypocreales; Ophiocordycipitaceae
Product: AMP-binding enzyme domain-containing protein
Exons: 1
Coding region: 1-3063 (1020 amino acids)
Source: RefSeq, a predicted model, not a curated record
AUGCCGUCACGUGUCUCGAUUCCCGGCGACGAGUAUGAUCUAACGGUUGCUCGCGGCCUCGGUCUCGGCCAGCUCUUCUACAGCCAGGCUCAGAAAUCCCCCAAGGCUAUUGCCGUCGUCGAUGGAAAAUCCACCUAUACGUAUGCACAGUUGCACUAUCAAGCCUCAAAUCUGGCACUGCAGAUCUCACAAUGCACAUCUGGCAACCAAGAGCCGGUGGGAAUUGUGGUGCAGCAUGGCGUGGCCGACGUCGUGGCCCAACUGGCGGUCAUCUACGCCGGCGGCAGCUGUACUCCCAUGGACCCAACACUUGCCGAUCAUCAGAUUCAAGGCCGGCUAGCGCGGUUGAAUGCUCGUUGUGUCCUAACUGACCGGGCUAAUCGCCACCGCGACCUGCCUCUUGUCGUUGUCUGCAUCGACGAUGCGAUAACGUCGACUCCUGCAAACGAAGCAUACCCAAUUGCCACCGGCCUCGAGCAUUGCACGCACCUUAUCCACACCUCAGGGACCACAGGCGAAGCCAAAGCAGUCCGGGUUGCGGCCCGGUCUAUCUUACACGUGGUGUUUCAUGCCCCGUUUGAGCCUGUAUACACAUCCGAUGUGGUGGCCCAUGUUAACAACAGCAGCUUCGAUGUGUCUCUUUUCGAUAUUUGGGCGCCCUUGCUUCGCGGUGCGCAGAUUGCUAUCUUGAGUAAGGCUGUAUUGCUCGACAUACCCGUUAUGGCGAGCGAAAUCAAUCGUCUAGGCAUCACCGUUAUGGCUACCACCACUGCCUUACUUAACCUCGCGGCCUUUACAUAUCCUCAGGCCUUUGCCAAUUUACGCAUCUGUUUUAUUGGGGGUGAGGUGGCCAACCUCGCCGCCUUAAAAAUCAUCUUCGACGAGGGUCCCCCAGAGAUACUUAUCAAUGCUUACGGGCCGACGGAGUGCUGCAUCUUCUGCUUGGCUCAUCGCGUUACCCCCAAGGACAUCCGCGACGGCUCCAUAAGCAUCGGCAUGCCUAUCGGUCGCACUAUUGCGUGUAUAGCUAACGAUGCGGGCACCCCUAGUGACGAGGGGGAGCUCUUGAUCGGCGGUCCGGGCCUAUCCCCAGGCUAUGCCAACCAACCGGGGAAGAACGCCGCUGCAUUCAUAAACACCCUCGUCCCGUCAGCUGACGCGGCCGAUGUGACGCGGCUCUAUCGGACUGGCGAUAUUGUACGGCGCCGGCCGGAUGGACAGAUUGAUUACAUCGGUCGCCGGGAUCACCAAGUUAAGAUCCGGGGGUUUCGCAUUGAGCUUGGAGCGGUCGAGACGGCCCUCCUUGGGACUGGUCACUUUGCGGAGGCGGUAGCCAUGAAAGUUGAGAUGCUACAGAAAGGAGCUGGCUCCAUUCUAGUGGCAUAUGCAGUGCCCGCCGACAUAGCCAACCCACCUGCCAUCAAUGAAGCGUUGGAACUGGUUAAGGCCAACCUUCCGGAUUAUAUGGUUCCUCAGCUAGAGCUUAUCUCCCAGAUGCCUCUAAACAGCCACGCCAAGGUAGAUCGCAUACAGCUAAAGGAGAUCUUUGGCCAACGAUGGAAGGAUGUCCACCAGCCGGAACUGCGGAAUAUAUCUCAAGAUAUCCGUUCCACGCUGGCAGGUCUCUGGACAAGCACCCUAGCAUCGCCAGUCACCACAUACGAGGACCAUGAUGACUUUGUCAGCCUUGGCGGCACCUCUCUUCAGGCGUCCCUGCUUAUCAGUCAAAUCCGGCGCAUCUUUGGCGUCCACGUGUCCCUUCUCACACUAUACGACAAUUCUUCCCUUGGAGGUCUAACAUCAGUCAUUUCAAAGACUAUGAAUGGCCGACAGGAGACUCUCCGCGACGAGAGGAGCACCUGGCUCGCCGACAGCAUGAUCGCCGACAGCAUGCCUUGCCCGUCAGGCCCAGUUGUUGACUGGCGCCGGGACACAGAAGGACGCAUCUUCAUUACGGGGGCGACUGGAUUUGUAGGCGCGUUUAUGCUUGCCGAUCUGUUGCGCAUGCCGCAGGUUCAUCAGAUCGGCUGUCUGGUCCGUGCGAGCGACAGUACCGCUGGUCUAGAGCGGUUAAGAGCUGCUAUGGCUAAGUAUAACCUCUGGGAGGAGUGCUUUGCUGACAAGUUGCUGGCUAUUCCUGGCCUGCUUGAAGAUGAAUACUUGGGAAUGGGCCAUAAGAGGUUCAAUGAAAUUGCCCUUUGGGCCAGCGCCGUCUUUCACCUUGGAGCUCGGGUCAACUAUACGCAGCCGUACUCACUGCAUCGGCCUGCCAAUACGCUAGGCACGCUGAACGUUAUACGCUUUGCCUGUGCCGGCCGAGUGAAGCCAAUCCACUAUGUGUCCAGCAUUUCUUGCUUUGGGCCUACUGGGUUUGUUACGGGGGCGUCUACCGUGAGGGAGGAUGAGCCCCUGCUGCCGCAUCUCGCCGCCCUCCCUUACGACCAUGGCUAUGCCCAGAGCCAGUGGGUGGCCGAACAGUUGCUACGACGCCUGAUGGACCGAGGCUUUCCGAUUGCUGUCUAUAGGCCGGGCUUCAUUACUGGCCAUAGUCAGACAGGGGCCUGUAACCCAGAUGAUUUUUUCUGUCGCUUGAUCCAUGCCUGUUGCGAAAUGGGAUGCUACCCCAAGCUCCCUAAUCAGCGCAAGGAGUUUGUGCCUGUGGACUAUGUCAGCUCGGCUAUAUUACACAUUGCCGCAUCACCGACGUGUCUCGGCCGCGCCUAUCACCUUGUGCCGCCGUCUCGGGCUGUCUCGGUUGACAUGGACGAGUCGAUGGACCUUGUCGGCAAAGCCGGCAGCUCGCCGAUGUAUGGAGUGUCCUAUACCGAAUGGAUAGACCGGCUGGCGGCCUGCCCGCCGCAACGCCUUCUCCCGCUGCAGCCCAUGUUGGCGGAAAAGGUCCAAGAUGGGCGGACGCGGUGGGAAUUAUACGAGAAUAUGCCUGUGUACGAGACGACGAACACUGACGAGGCGCUGGAGAGUUACCCGGGGGGGCUAAAGUUCCCCGUGUUGGGGGUCUCAUUAAUGAAGAAGUACCUUGAUUUCCUUCAGGCAAGACAAUAG